This is a messenger RNA of Aphis gossypii (cotton aphid), 3775 nucleotides long. RefSeq names its product putative autophagy-related protein 11. NCBI's taxonomy places the organism in Eukaryota, Metazoa, Arthropoda, Insecta, Hemiptera, Aphididae. The transcript is spliced from 8 exons. The coding region runs from base 105 to 3569 and encodes 1154 amino acids. The record is from RefSeq and is a predicted model, not a curated record.
AUACGUGAAACAUGUUUGGUUUAAAAAAAAAAAAUAAAAUUUUAUUGGUUUUAAAAUGAAAAUUGUUUCACGUAAUUAAUCUUAAUUAAUUGCAAUACAUUGCAAUGAAUUGUUUUAUUGAAGCGGAAUGUUUACGUAGUUACAAUGACUUAGUUGUUAAUUAUAAUAAAUUAUUUAAUGCAAAUUCAUAUUUAAAAAAGGAAAACAAACAUUUACAAGUAAACUUGAGAACACAUUCAAAGUUAUUAGAAGACAGAAAAUACCGCGUUUAUGAUAUAAUUCAAACUCAAAUCGAACGUGAAAAAUGUCAUAUUGAAAAAAUAGAAGAUUUGAAAUGUAAAUUAUGUACAAAAGAUAAUGAUAUAAACACACUUAAACACAAAUAUAAUUUAAACAAGAAACAAAUAGAUAAAUAUCAGAAAGAACUAAAAUUGAUUAAAGAAAAAUACCAAAAUCAAACCGGUAAAGUUGCAAGCAAAUGCUGUUCGAGUAAUGAUUGCAAAUCAGAAAAAACAACAGUAGAUUCAGAAUGUUCAUGUGAAGAUAAAUGUUCGAUAGAUUCAAAAUGUUCAUGCUCAAAUAAAUUAUCGGUAGAUUCGAAGUGUUCAAGUGAAAAUAAAAUGCAAAUAGAUUCAAAAUGUUCAUGCGAUUGUAGAAACUCAGAAAAAGAUUGUGAGAGUAAAAUCUAUAGUGAUGUACAAGAAUUGCUGCUUGCUAUUGAAGAAUAUUGCAAUUCAAAAACGUUAUGUAUUUCAAUACUAACGUUAUUGGGACAAUCAAAGACAACUAUUAUCAGUUUAAUUGAGGAAAAUGAUAUCAAUAGUAAUGCAUUGAAACAAUGUCAAAGUGACCUUGCUUAUUCUAUGAAACAAUUAAACGAACAACUAGACAUAUUAAAAGAAAAAGAUUCUGAGAUACUCACAAUGAGAUCAGAUUUUACCAUUUUAGUAGACGAGUUGAAAGAAAUAGAAAAGCAGAAAUUAAAUUUAAAGAACAGUUUAAAUCAAGUACAAGAAGAAUUGUGUAUUAAGAAUGAGAACCAUGAACAACUAUUGAACAAAUUUGAAGAGCAGAAAGAGGAAUUAAACAAUAUAAAAUCUUGUUCAAAAACAAAACCCUGUGAUGAUGAAUGUAUAUCAAAAGAAAUCUGUGAAAAAACAGAAGCACUUACAAACGAUAUUGAAAUUAUAGAUGGAUUAGAAAAACAGUUAAAAGAAACAGAAAAUUCGAAAAUAAUUUGUGAAAACCAAUAUAAGAACCUGUGUUUAAAAAACGAGGAACUGGAGAACGAAUUAGAAAUUGAAAAAAAUAAUAAUAUAAAAAGUAGUCAUAAUAUUGAAAAUCUUUGUAAAAGAAUUCUUAAAUUUGAAGCCGUAAUAAAAGCUAUUGAAAUUCAAAAUAAAUCAUAUAUAGUGGACAUUGCCGAACUGAAGGAAAGCAAAUGUGUCGCAGAAAAAAAAUUCAAUGAAAUAAUUAACGAAUUAAAUUCCACUAUUGAACAAUUAAGAAAAGAAUUAAUUACCACUAAAUUAAAUAAUGAAACAUAUGGAAAAUGCUUGGAAAAUUUAAGAGAAGUAGAUAAAAAUGAUUUUGAACAAAAAAUUAAUGAAUUAAAAAAUAAUAUUGAGAACUUAGAAAUUGAACUUAAAUAUUAUAAAUGUCAACAUGAUUCAUUAUUGACAAAAAACUUGUUAAACGAAAAAGAACUUUCGCAAUUUUUUGAGAAGAUUCAACUGUUACAAACUCGAGAAUUUGAAUUGAAUAAAGAAAACGAAGAAAAUAAAGAAAACGUGUCAAUUUUAUGUACAACUGUUGAUACUCUGAAAAGAGAACUAGAAGAAACGAUACAGAAAAACAAUGAAUUAACUUGUCAAAAUCGUGAUUUAGAAGCUCAAAAUACUGUGCAUUGUGAAGAUAUCGAUACAUUGAAUAAUACCAUCGUUUGUGUAAGGAAAAAUGAAUCGUGUGUGAGAAAAGAUUUGGUUGUGUAUAAAGAAUCACUAAUGAAAGCAGAGGAUACAAUUGUCAAUUUGAAUUCAGAAAUCGGCUUAGUCCAAAACGAAUUACAAACAACGUGUGACAACUUGAAUUGUACAAAACAAAAGCUAUAUGACACUGAGGUGAAACUGAAAGAGGAGAUAUGUUUAAAGAAAGAUAUUAAUAAAAAAUAUUGUAAUAUGGUUCAAUGUCUGACUACGAAUUGUAACAUGGAGCAAUCAAUAAAACCAACUAGUGUAAAAUCCACCGAAUGUCAAUAUGAGAUAACAGACUAUUGCUGUUUUACUGAUGAAAACAACACUAAUGUUACAAACGAUGACGUACGGACAAUACACUAUGAAAAUAAUUGCUCAGUUAUCGAUUAUAAAAUAACAAAAGAAUCUACUCAUAUAGGACUACAGACAAAUUUGUGUUGCUCGGAAAUGUGUCCGUCUAAAACGGUAUCAGUGAUUAUUGAGCAAUCCUGUCCAAACGAUAACAUUAUAUGUUGCCCUGAACCAUGUGAUACCAUUACGUGUGACUUUGGCCAAUGUGAAUCAAAUGACAGUUGUACAUGUUCACGUGAACUACCGCUCAAAACAACAUCGCAAUUGCAUUAUCAUUCAGAUGACUGUUUACAUUCUGAAGAAUCAAAACACCCUACUACGUGCGAUUGUGUUGCUUUCAUGGAAAAAGAAAUUUUAAAAUGUCAACUGGCCGAGUCGAAACAAUUAUUGAAACAAUAUGAAACAGAGACCGAAACAAAAUUAUCUGAAAUUAAAAAAGAACGUUGUAAAAAAGAGCUGGAUAUGAAUGAAUGUUUUGAAAAUGAAAAAUUGAAAUACAAAAAAAAUCUGGAUGAUGUUACCGCCCAAUUGAGAGCAUGCGAAGAAAAGAUUGCGUGCAAGGAAAAGGAUUUGAAAUGUUAUCGAUCGAGAGAAAAUCAAUUAAAAAAAGAAAUAGACAAACUGAAGGAAUCUAUAAAAUGCAAAGAUAAAAAAAUCAAAGACUAUGAUAGUAAAAUGAAUACGUUGACUGACUGUUUAGAUGAGUGCAAAAAACAAUUUGUAACUCUUGAAUGCUCGUUGGAGUUGGAAAAAGCAACUAAACUAGAGUUGGACAAACAAUUGGAAACCUUCAACUCUAGUCACAUCGAUGAAUCCGAAAUGAAGACCGUAAAGAAGUUAAAAACACCUGAAAAAGCAGCCAUAGUGAAAAGCCAUCGGAAAAGUGGUUCAGUACGAAAAAAGAUAUCCAAGAAUAGUUUUAUUGAGAAAAAAAGGGUAAUGACACCUUGUGAAAUGAAAAGAUUGAUGUCGGGAGCCGAUCAUAAAACGGAAUACGACUUUGAUGAAACUGAACAAGAAAUGUAUAGUCAUCGACGAUCCGGUUAUAAACAGAACAAAAACUACAGCUGUCUGGUAGUUCGCGAAGACUCACAAAGACUCGGAAAAGGCGACCCGGCAGAAAUCAAGCUACCGGCCGAAUUCAUCGAAUCGUUGCGACAACAAGUGCGAAAAAAUGUAGUUUGCUGUAACAACAACAAUUGUUUUACUUAUGGAUGCUGCAAUCAACUCCGCUUCCGGCGUUAGAUACGUGUAUAACACUUAGCACAAUUUUGGCAUUGAUAAUACAAAGUGAACAGUCUGCAAAUCAGGAUGUGUUUAGUAUCAAAGACAAUUAUAAACUAUCAAAACCCAGGAAUAUAUACAAGAAUACUUGUUUAAUGCCACUUCCAUAAAAAUCCAACAACAAAUUUAUUAUUAUUAUUAUUAUACCUAGUCAUAAUAUUUUAAAA